Diabrotica balteata is the source of this 290-nucleotide messenger RNA. NCBI's taxonomy places the organism in Eukaryota, Metazoa, Arthropoda, Insecta, Coleoptera, Chrysomelidae. The record is from the annotation of a GenBank genome assembly.
AUGAAGAAACUAGUAGAAACGCAGAUUAAGGAAGCUAAAGAACACUGGAUGGUAGAAAAUUGUAGAGAAAUAGAAGAACUUAAUUUGAAAUACGACACAUAUGGGCUACAUAAGAAACUGAAAGAAACUACAGGAAAUAAUCGGAAGAGAAUACCACAAGUUAUACGAUAAGGGGGAUCUCCAAUUAUCAGCAGUAGAAAAACAACAAACUUGGGAGAAAUAAAAGAAAAACCUAUACGUCAGAGCUUAAAACAAGAAAUAAAUGAUAACUUAAAGAAAAUCAAACAAGA